UCAUACCGAUUGAAACACAGCUGCAACCAUACACACACUGAAACAUAGAUUGAUACAUACAUCACGAGAGGAAGUAGCCCUAAUUCAUGAUCUCCUCCAAAUUACAACUCAAAUUGAAUUAAAAUCAUCAAUUGAAAUGCAAUUACACAAUUUUUUUCAUAUAAUUAUAUGGAUUGUAUACACACUGAACGCAAGUCAUUACGUAAGUGCGAUAUGUGAAUACAGCAUAACAAAAGCGAACAAAGUUUAUAGUUACAGCUUAGCUUCUGCUACGGAUUCUUUUCCUCAUGGAGUCGUCAGUGAAGACGGAUUUUACAAGGUGUCGUCUAAUGGGACAGUGGUUUGGUUUCAGCUUUGUGAUGGAUUGAUUUUCAACCAUGACCCACCAAGAUGUUUUGAUUGCUUGGAUUGUGGGGGAUCAUCUCGAUGUGGGAUGGGUUGCAGUGCACUUAUGUCCAAUAAGACAUUAGGGGGGUAUCCUGUAUGUACAACUAUUGGGCGCACCCAAAGCAUCAGCACAAAUCUCAUUGAUAAAGAGUCUCCAGGCAUGGGCGUUGUCAUUAAAAUGUGGCAUCAAUUGCCAGAAAUGAAUUGUUCGCUCUCCGUUUCUGUUAUCUGUGACUCAAAGCAAGUUCAAGGACCUAAGACACUCGAGAAGGCCGGGGAUUGUAACUUUGCUACUCAAAUAACACAUCCAGCUGGCUGUGCCAAUGUGGCAGCUACCCAAGGCAAUGGAGUGGGCUGGUUUAGCACCCUCUUAAUCAUAUGUUUGUGUCUCUUUGGAGGUUACCUAGUAGCUGGAGCUGCUUAUCGCUUCUUCUACCUUGGCAUCCGUGGUAUAGAUAUUAUCCCAAACUUGGAACUUUGGGCCAGCUUGCCUCAUAGAGUUCGGAACUUAUCAAUGUCAUUGGUUAGAAGAUUUAGAGGACCCUCACAAAGUUACAGAAGCUCGUACUCACCUGUUGCCUUUUGACUUUCGAAAUAUUGUUGGUCCUUCAAUUUCUUUCACAUGGUUGGAGGAAAUUCCUACAUUGACAAGAGUUACAGGCAAUUUGUAUGCUUAUUUUUAUCCACGAGAGAACAUAGUUAAACUGUUGAUCUCGAGACAUAUGCUGAGACGCACUAUUGAGGCUCUAUUGUAUCAUAAGUUUUGAUUCCAUGUCUUGAUUCAUAUUUAUCUUUCAGGCUCAUGAUUAUUGUCGUAUUGCCAAAACUGUUUAUCUGAAGACGUAAUUUAGUUUAGGCAAAUUCUGUAAUAGUGUAAAAGCGAGAUUGCUGUUAUAUUUUUCUUUUUUUAUGAUAAUUAUAUUGAUGAUGGUUUUUACC
Erigeron canadensis is the source of this 1326-nucleotide messenger RNA. RefSeq names its product autophagy-related protein 27. NCBI's taxonomy places the organism in Eukaryota, Viridiplantae, Streptophyta, Magnoliopsida, Asterales, Asteraceae. The record is from RefSeq and is a predicted model, not a curated record. The coding region runs from base 137 to 973 and encodes 278 amino acids. The transcript has 11 exons.